Bathycoccus prasinos is the source of this 1281-nucleotide messenger RNA. RefSeq lists its product with no specific name. The record is from RefSeq and is a predicted model, not a curated record. Lineage: Eukaryota; Viridiplantae; Chlorophyta; Mamiellophyceae; Mamiellales; Bathycoccaceae. The transcript has a single exon. The coding region runs from base 1 to 1281 and encodes 426 amino acids.
AUGUCCUCAAUUCCCUCUUCAAUCGAUAAAGACGCGAAAAACGAGGAGGAGGAUUCGUACGCCUCCGAAAUCCUCCAGCGUCUGGACGAUUUGGGCGUCUCAAUUCCUCCAAACACCUCGCCGAAAACGCUCCGAAAUCACAAACAUUCCCCGCUGGAAUUUACAAAGAUAGCGCAGCACUUAGCGUGCGCGAUUGGACCUUUAAUCAAAAUGACCGGCGCGGAUAACGUGAACUUAGCGUUGCAAUCGUGCGUGACCUUGAAGAAUAUCCGAGGGGCGAGCUACGAGGAUUGCGCGAGCCGAGCGUUAGGAGCGCUGGCGGUGUUAGCGACCAUGCUGGACGAACGAUUCAGAGAUAAAAUCGGGACGUUUCGAGUGUUUGAAAUACUCGUGGCGUAUUUACAAGCGGCGAGAUUGAUGAAGGAAAGCAUGGAGAAAAAGCAACGAGAGAAGGAGAAGACAUCACAACAAACGACGAAAGAGGACGAGAGAAAGACGAUUCAGACGAUGAAAAGACCGCCGACACCGAACCCGCUAUUUAACGAGGUGUUUCGAGAGUUGGAGCACGCUGCGGGGGAGAAGGCGUACGGGUAUCACGCGGCGCACACGGCGAAAGAGAUUGCGAUUGGCGCGAAGCGCGUCGCGGAGACGUUUUCGGCGAGCGCGAAGGAUAAAUCGGUGUUAGAUAAGCAUAAGGGUCAAGUCGUUGAACGGAGAGAGAUCGAAGCAAUGACGGAACAGGAAGUGGAGAUUACGAGAGAGGCGAACGACGCGAUCAAGGCGGAGUUCAAGAAGAGGAAAGAAAUGAUUGCGAAGAGAGCCGGCGUGAGCGUCCAGUCGUUGACAAAGAGUAGCAAUAAUAACAACACCAACAAUAGUAGCAAUCAAGGAACGAAACGGACGAGAAAGAUGGAAGAUUUGGAUAGCGCAAAGUACGAAAAUGAUGCGUUUUCGUUGGCUUCGUACGAUGGAGGUAACGGCGGCGAUAACCUCGACAUCGCCUUUCCGGAUUCGUUGUUCGAUAUGAGAGGCGCAGAUGUCGCAAAAUCUGGUCUGAAAGCUGGAAGUGGUAGGAGUAGACAAAAAACGAGGUUAGUUGGCGACGAUGGGUUCGAUGCAAAGACAGUAACGAUUGGCGCGGUGCCAGACAGAGGAGGUCGAGUGGACGAGAGCGGAAGGUUCGUCGCUAAAUUCAAAGGCGGAAAGCCGGGAGGAAGCAAAGGCGAAACCAGCGAGGCCACGACGAAUAACAACAAGCGUCAAUGGAGAAAGCGAAAGUAA